This is a messenger RNA of Amoebophrya sp. A120, 1200 nucleotides long. The record is from the annotation of a GenBank genome assembly. Lineage: Eukaryota; Dinophyceae; Syndiniales; Amoebophryaceae.
AAACGAUACACAUAAAACUAUAAACAUGAAAUAUUCACUGGGCAAGCGCAAAUGGCGUGUGCGAAGAGAAACCGCGCCUAGCAGGUCACUCAGUUUUGGCACUGCAUGUGUUCGAGCAGGAUGCGAAUGUUAGCGUUCCGACGUUCUUUCCGGUGUUGAGGGACUGUGAGGGAUUUUGGCGAGGGCAUCUUUUCUGUUGCCACAGAGCAGAAAGAAGCUCGUUCUGAGGUGAGUGAUUGAGGUGGCUUUUGCUAGUACUCGUCUAGUACUACCGAAUCCACGUCGUUCUCGUUGACGCCUCCAGCUGCUUCAGUCGAACCUACUAACUGCGCCUCGUCGUUCGAUGGUAUGUAGGAUAGCAAGAGUUCUUGUUGUGAAGAAGAUAUUCGAUUUUGUGCGUAGUCGUACUGCGUUCCCCGCCCUUUCCGGGAUUCCUUCGUUUGAGAUCACAGAAGCAAGUAGGUUUGAGCGUGGCCAUUUGCACAUUCUUCGGAUUCUUCCCGAAAAGAACCAAGUUCAACAUGUUGAAGCGCAACACGGCGAUGCAGCACACGCCCAUGGUGCCGCCAGUGGGCUUCAAAUUUGUCCCUCGCCAGCAGCACGUGUGCGGCCAGGCGGGGUGUUUCGAGUGCUACGACAUCUGGUGCGAACGCUGCGAAUCGAAGGACCGCCGGAUCAUCGAGCUGGAGAUGCGAAACAACGAGCUGGUCAAGCACAUCACUCUUCUGCAGAGCAAACUCUUUCCGAAAGCGGCCGGCGCUGCGGGGGCGGGAAGUUAGAGUGUGGCGUGAAUGUGGUUUUUUCUCUUUUCGAAGAAAAUUUUAAAAUUUUGUUUUGUCAAAAUAUUGUAUUCUUUUUCAGCUUCUGUUACUGUUUUCCUUUUUUGCGCAAGAUGAUGAUAUAAGCAUCGAGAUAACUUCUAACAGACACACAGGCUCCGUGAGGAAGAUACAGAUCGAAGAAUCUUGAUUCGAUUUUGAUUUGGUUUUGCAGUUGAAAGUGGUUAGCAUUCGUACGCUUGAGAUUUAUGCUCUCGAAUUGCAGAACUUCAACUUGAGGUUUCGCAUUUCUCAUGAUGGUUUUUCUUUUUUGACCUCUAACUUGUUGUCAGGCUUGCUCUCUCAGGUUCGAACGCAAAAGACAAAUUUCCGAAAAGAGUGCAGCAGGGAACUGCAGGAGCGCGAAAUAACAAAGAGAACG